Maudiozyma barnettii is the source of this 774-nucleotide messenger RNA. It is a transcript of the gene SEC62, whose product is annotated as Sec63 complex subunit SEC62. Gene Ontology annotation, cellular component: endoplasmic reticulum membrane; endoplasmic reticulum. The coding region runs from base 1 to 774 and encodes 257 amino acids. Gene Ontology annotation, biological process: post-translational protein targeting to membrane, translocation. The record is from RefSeq and is a predicted model, not a curated record. NCBI's taxonomy places the organism in Eukaryota, Fungi, Ascomycota, Saccharomycetes, Saccharomycetales, Saccharomycetaceae. The transcript has a single exon.
AUGUCUGAGGCUGUUCCACAAGGUAAUCCACAGACCGCAUUGGCUGUUGCAUCUUUACUAAGACGUAACAAAUUAUUGAAACAAAGAUAUGGUAUCUUUCAAUCACGUACUACAGAUUUUUUUCGUUAUAAAAGAUUCGUGAGAGCGUUGGAAUCUCCACAAUAUAAGAAAAAAUCAUCAAAUCAACCAGAUUUAUACCCAGCUGCUGCUACUGAAGCUGAAGCAAGAUUAAUCUUUAUCACCUUAAUUAAAUCACAAAUCGUUAUCCCAGUGAAAAAAUUACAUUCAGAUGAAUUGAAAGAACACGAUUUAUCCCCAAGCAAAGAUUAUCCUCAUUUAUUACCCUCAAAACAAGCACAACUGACUCCAGAUGAAUAUUACGUUUGGAAUUAUAACCCUAAAUCAUUUUGGGAUUACGCUACCGUAGUAGCUGUAGUAGCAGGUAUUUUGGCUUUGGUAUGUUAUCCUUUAUGGCCAAUGUCUAUGCGUAGAGGGUCUUAUUACGUUUCUUUGGCUGCAUUGGUAUUUCUAGGUGCAUUUUUCGUCAUUGCUAUUCUUAGAUUAAUAUUGUUCUUAGUAUCUUUGAUUUUCGUCUCCGGUGGGAAGAAUCAAGGAUUUUGGAUAUUCCCUAAUUUGUUCGAAGAUUGUGGAAUUCUAGAGAGUUUUAAACCAUUAUAUGGAUUUGGUGAACAAGAUUCUUAUAGUUAUAUUAAGAAACAAAAAAGAUUAAAGAAAAGACAAGCUAAAAAGGCUAAAUCGAAUGAAAAGAAUUGA